AUGCCGUCCCCACAUCAGGAAAUCGCUUCUGAACUACAGGAAGUUGGAGAAUUAAUAUCUUCAUCAAAAUUAAUGGAAACUAGAGACAGUAUUUCUUCCAUAGACAGCGAUGUCUCCUUAUCCUUUGAUAAGAAACAAGUUGAAAAUUGCACGGAAGAUGAAGGAGCUCAUAUGGCCGAUUUAAGUGACAGUUCUUCUGAUACUGGCUCGCAUGGAGGGGGUAAGGAUUCCGGAUGUGAGGUAACUCCUGAAGUCACUGAACCCCCAUUUACAGCCCCAUCUGACGAAUUAGCUGAUAAAAUUGUUCAACAAGUUGAGUUUUACUUCUCCGAUGCUAACAUUACUAAAGAUGCCUUUUUGCUCAAACACGUCAAAAGAAAUAAAGAAGGGUAUGUUUCUCUUAAACUAAUUUCUAGUUUUAAAAGGGUUAAGCAUUUGACUAAAGACUGGAGGGUAGUAGCCCACGCUUUGGCUAGAUCCUCGAAGUUAGAAAUUAACGAAGCGGGCACAAAGCUUAGAAGAUUAGAGGCAUUACCUAAAUACGACGAAACUACUCCAUCCAGGACCGUAGUAGCUGUUCAUAUGCCCAUAGAAAAACCCACAAUUGAGAACGUUGCGGAAUUAUUUAGAUCUUGUGGAGAAAUUGCUCUAAUCAGAAUUCUAAGACCAGGUAAUCCGAUACCCGCAGAUGUUAGACAAUUCAUCAACAAAAAUCCUUCUCUAUCCGGCAUGGUAUGUGCUUUAGUCGAGUUUGUUCAUUCAGAAUCAGCUAGAAAUGCUAUACAAAUGCAAGCUACCCUUGGAGAACCACUUAAAGUUUACGAACUCAACAAUGUGCCCCAUCCUGAAAGAAAAAAGAAGCCUGCCAGCAAAAAGAGCACCAACUCGAAUAACAAUAUUAGUAGCAACAAUAAAAUUAUCUCAGAUUCUGAUUAUAUCUCCUCAUCAUGUCAGAGCAGUUCGGAAGCUGAAGAUCUAAAGAAAUUUGAUCCCAGAGGUAAGAUGCGCCGCGGAUCUUCUUCCAACUACCCUUCGAGAUACAUCGAACCAGCUGCAUGGCUUCAAAGACGGCUUAGCGCUUCCAGUACAGAAGCUAACUUCUUGUACAUGCCAAGAAGAUUGUCAAACAGCAGUAGAGACUCUAGCGAAUCGUCGUUGUUCGUGCCAAGAAGGAUGAGCGCUUGCAGUAUGUCCAGCAAUAACGACAAUUUUGUUAGAAGAAUGUCAUCAUCAUCAGAAUACAGCAAUCCACGCUCCAGGAGUAAUAGCUCAGCGUUCCAAAAUGGUGAAAACGUACUAAGGAUGCCAAAAGGACCCGACGGAAGUCGUGGGUUCAGACAAAGACUACCUACCGUAGCACAAUAA
Diabrotica balteata is the source of this 1365-nucleotide messenger RNA. The record is from the annotation of a GenBank genome assembly. Lineage: Eukaryota; Metazoa; Arthropoda; Insecta; Coleoptera; Chrysomelidae.